This is a messenger RNA of Ciona intestinalis (vase tunicate), 874 nucleotides long. The record is from RefSeq and is a predicted model, not a curated record. Lineage: Eukaryota; Metazoa; Chordata; Ascidiacea; Phlebobranchia; Cionidae.
UGAUCUUAUGGUGUGCUUUAUCAUUACAGAGUUGCCAUGCAAGAACACCAUGAUAAGAAAGAUAACCUCCAACCUGCUGUGUUGAUGUUAGCAUCCAAUGCUGAUGCGAAUCCAACCAUGCAGUGUCUUGCAUCUAAACUUGCUGAUAUCUAUUCCCAUAAUUGCUCACAACCUAAAUUUGUGGUGCCUGAAAAUGAGUUUAAACACUUGUCACCAGAAUCUGCAAAAGUGUUGCUUGACAACAAAAUAUUAUCAAAAUUUCAAGCAGGAUCAUGUGCAAGUGUGGUCCGGCAUUUUGAAUUAAUACCCCCAGCUGCCACAAAAGUUUUCUACCAAUUCUGUGAAAAUGAUAAUGCCCCAUACAAAAACACGGCAGUCAUUCUAACACUACAGGUAGAACCAGGUGAUUGGAGUAAGCCAUACCCAAACCUUGACAAUUUACUUCCAAAAUUUUGGGACCGAGUCGUUGACGAUUUCCUAACCCAUACUUUGGCCACUGGUGACCCAUUCGUCAUGACAACUGAUAUGAUUGGUGCAUUAUUAUCGCGUAUUACACCUUCUGUUGUUUGGGUGGGACGGGAAAAUGACUUAAACUGUUGAGAUUUAAGAUUUACCCCAAAACUGAUUGCCUGAUUCUUCAAAAGUAGUUUUGCACUUGAAGCAGUUUAAAUGUUUUUCUAUAAAGUUGGUCGUUUCUAUAAAGUUCGUUUUUUUAACAUGUGAUUUAUAAGUUUGUCUUUUCCUUGCACUUACAAGACAUAGGCUGCUGUUUAAAUGCUUAGUUGUAUGUAGUCGUUACCUAGCUUAAUCCAUGUGCUGCUAACAAUUUCUGUAUACAUGUGUGUUGCAAUAAAAUUAACCAUAAAAAAUCAAA